This is a messenger RNA of Arabidopsis arenosa, 1901 nucleotides long. NCBI's taxonomy places the organism in Eukaryota, Viridiplantae, Streptophyta, Magnoliopsida, Brassicales, Brassicaceae. The record is from the annotation of a GenBank genome assembly.
CAGAGACCAAAAUCUCUCUCAAAUUCGCCAUAGCUGAGAGCUUCUUCUCCUUACUUUCCUUCGUUUUUGUCACCCUUGCGAAUCUCUGAAAUGAACCCUCAAGCGAAUGACCGGAAGGAGUUUCAGGGCGAUAGUUCGGCGACGGGAGAUCUCACGGCAAGGCACGAUUCAGCUGGAGGAGGAGGAAAUGGAGGUGGAGGUGCUAGGUAUAAGCUGAUGUCACCGGCCAAGCUUCCGAUCUCUAGGUCGACUGAUAUCACGAUUCCUCCUGGGUUGAGUCCGACUUCGUUUUUGGAAUCUCCUGUUUUCAUCUCCAACAUCAAGCCAGAACCUUCCCCUACCACUGGUUCUUUGUUCAAGCCUCGACCAGUGCACAUUUCUGCUAGCUCAAGUUCUUAUACAGGUAGGGCGUUCCAUCAGAACACCUUUACUGAGCAGAAGUCCAGUGAAUUUGAGUUCAGACCUCCUGCAUCCAAUAUGGUUUAUGCAGAGCUUGGCAAGCAUAGAAGUGAGCCACCGGUACAAUUUCAAGGCCAGGGCCAUGGAUCAUCACACUCACCUUCUUCACUCAGUGAUGCUGCAGGUUCCUCAAGUGAGCUAAGCCGGCCAACUCCUCCUCGUCAGAUGACACCAACGAGCUCAGAUAUUCCGGCUGGAUCUGAUCAAGAGGAAUCAAUCCAGACUUCCCAAAAUGAGCCCAGAGGAAGCACACCAUCCAUCUUGGCUGAUGAUGGUUAUAACUGGAGAAAAUAUGGUCAAAAACAUGUCAAAGGGAGUGAAUUUCCCCGGAGCUAUUAUAAAUGUACACAUCCUAAUUGUGAAGUGAAAAAGUUAUUUGAAAGAUCUCAUGAUGGGCAGAUCACCGAUAUUAUAUACAAGGGUACACAUGACCAUCCUAAACCUCAACCUGGUCGCCGAAACUCUGGUGGUCUUGGUAUGGCUGCACAAGAAGAAAGGCUAGACAAGUAUCCUUCUUCAACUGGCCGAGAUGAGAAGGGAUCUGGCGCCUACAACUUGUCUCACCCCAAUGAGCAAACUGGUAACCCUGAAAUACCUCCUGUCUCAGCAUCUGAGGAUGGUGGAGAAGCUGCAGCGUCAAAUAGGAAUAAAGAUGAGCCGGACGAUGAUGAUCCAUUCUCAAAACGGAGGAGGAUGGAUGGUGCGAUGGAAAUAACUCCACUUGUGAAACCCAUCCGAGAGCCUCGGGUUGUUGUUCAAACUCUGAGUGAGGUUGACAUACUGGAUGAUGGUUAUAGAUGGCGUAAAUAUGGGCAGAAAGUCGUAAGGGGGAACCCAAAUCCCAGGAGCUAUUACAAAUGCACAGCUCCUAAUUGCCUAGUGAGAAAACACGUGGAGAGGGCAUCACAUGACCCAAAAGCUGUAAUAACAACAUACGAAGGCAAACACGAUCACGAUGUUCCCACUUCAAAGUCUAGCAGCAAUCACGACAUCCAGCCUCGGUUCAGACCAGAUGAAACAGACACCAUCAGCCUCAAUCUUGGUGUUGGAAUCUCAUCUGAUGGACCUAACCACGCUUCCAACGAGCAUCAGCAUCAGAAUCAACAACUCGUCAACCAAACUCACCCAAAUGGAGUCAAUUUCAGGUUUGUUCAUGCUAGUCCCAUGUCAUCCUACUAUGCUAGCUUAAAUAGCGGUAUGAAUCAGUAUGGCCAGAGAGAAACAAAGAACGAGACUCAGAAUGGCGACAUCUCGUCCUUGAACAAUUCAUCUUACCCAUAUCCGCCCAACAUAGGGAGAAUACAAUCGGGUCCUUAAAAGAAAAAGUAAGCAACACUAUGUAUGGGAUUCUUCUUAGGUUAGGAAUGGGACGAGACCCUUGUUCUAUAUAAUUCCUAUUUCUUCACAGAGAGUUGAUCUUGAUAUAAACUAUCUCCACUAUA